This is a messenger RNA of Caenorhabditis briggsae, 210 nucleotides long. The record is from RefSeq and is a predicted model, not a curated record. NCBI's taxonomy places the organism in Eukaryota, Metazoa, Nematoda, Chromadorea, Rhabditida, Rhabditidae. The transcript has a single exon. The coding region runs from base 1 to 210 and encodes 69 amino acids.
AUGUCCCGUAAACGUCGGAACCAAGAACCCGAAAAAAUCGAGAAGAAAAAAGCGAUAGCGAUAGAGCAAGCUGAUAGAGUAGAAAGAAGAAACCUCUACUGGAGUCCACGAUUUAUUCUCUACCGAUGGAUUUUUCUCACCCUCACUUUCAUUCAGCUGGGUUUACUUAUCAAGGCUCUGAUAAGAAAAUAUAUCACCGGAGCCGGAUGA